AUGGUGUCCCCAUCAACCCUCAAGCCAUCAGCUCCUUCCGCCAAUCUGCUCCGUUAUCUCCGCUCCCAGUGGGAGUCGGCCAACUACUUCUCCACCAAACUCCUGCAUUUCCAUAAUUAUUCAGUAGCAGCAGCAGGGGUGGCACAUCGCAGUCUUCCCCCAUGCCCCUGGCGAUUCCAAUCGCAAAGAGUGCAGGCAUUCUCGUCAUGGACCCUUGACGCAAAUGAUAUAUAUCCACCGUGCCGCACCGCAACCCUCGAAGCAUCUCUGUUCCCCUUCUUCAUCCCCCGGCCUCGGAAAUCGCUUGCCACCACCACCAAACCCCUCUUCGCCCAUGACCAUUCCAUGCCAACCCCUACCACCCCGCGUUCAACCAUAAAGAGUCUUAACAAUGGCUAUCUGCUCCCAUUCAGCAGUACAACGGGCAAGCGAAACCGAAGUGGGAAUUUUAUUCGCCGGUUGCUGGGUCUGCGGGCGUCUGAGCACGACCCGAAGCUGCGGGUGAAUGAUUUUCCCAUUGGUGCUGUUAUGGAUGAUGGGCCUGAGGGGAGUAUGUUUGCUACGGGACGGUCGUUGGCUAUGAAAGCGACGAAUGAGCCGCGUUUGAGAUGUACAGAGCUAGAUGAGAAUGGGAAUGUUACACUGGUUAAUGGGGAGUUUAAGAAGAGUGAGCUGAUUGCUAAGUAUGGGCUUCUUCCACGGGAUCUCCGCAAGAUCGACUCGUCCGUCCUUCCGCACAUUCUCGUUCGUCCUAGGGCUAUAUUGAUAAGCCUUCUACAUCUGCGAGUUCUCAUCAAGUCGGACCGGGUGCUGGUAUUUGAUGCGUAUGGGUCUACGGAUUCAUAUACCCAGUCGGUCUUCAUGUAUGAUCUAGAAGGUAAACUACGUCAGAAAGAGGCGGUGGGCCGCUCUGCACCGGGCUCCCUGCCAUACGAAUUCCGUGCUCUGGAAGCAGUCCUAGUCAGUGUUACCAGCGGACUUGAGGCGGAGUUUGAAGGGGUAAGGGAGCCUGUUGUGCGAGUUCUUCGGGCGCUGGAGGAAGAUAUAGACAGAGACAAGCUUCGCCAUCUUCUGAUAUAUUCCAAGAGGUUGGGUACGUUUGAACAGAAGGCUAGACUGGUGCGCGAUGCCAUUGAAGACCUCCUGGAAGCCGACGAUGACUUGACGGCCAUGUACUUAUCGGAAAAGCGGAAAGAUAUGCACAGGCAGGAGCAUGACCACCAGGAAAUAGAAAUGCUUCUGGAGUCCUACCAUAAAGUCUGUGAUGAAAUUGUUCAGGCUAGCGGGAAUCUGGUUACGAAUAUUCGGAACACGGAGGAAAUUGUAAAAGCCAUUCUAGAUGCCAACCGCAACUCCCUGAUGCUUCUCGAUCUCAAAUUCAGCAUCGGCACGCUGGGACUAGCGGCCGGCACCCUCUGCUCAGCCCUCUACGGCAUGAACCUGAAAAACUUCAUCGAAGAAUCAGAACUAGGCUUCGCAGCUGUCUCAGGCGCCUGUUUCGCCUUCACCGCCUUCGUAUGCGGCUACGGGCUCAUGAAGUUGCGGAAAGUCCAGCGCGUACGGAUGUGGGGGGAAGCGGGGCUGCAUGAUCGUGGUAUUGGAGCAUUGGGGCUCAGGAGCGUUGGUCCGGCGAUCACUCAUCGGGCUAAUUGGCGAGCUGACUCGAUUGAUCCGCUCUGGAGGGGGGUGGCAGGUGAGACACGCGGGGAGAGGUUGAAAAGGCUCCGUUAUGGGGCUGCCGUUUCGUCUUCUGCUUCUUCCCCCGCUGCUGCUGCCGUCGCCGCCGCUUCGACAAGUAGUCGUGGAACUGCUGAGAAGGCGAAACGGGUAGCAUCUACUGGAGGGAAGGAUGCAAACAGGAAACAGCAGCGUCAACAUCAACCCUCGUACAACGAAGCAACCCAUACAGGAAAUGCGGAAUCAGUAGAGAUACCAGCAGCCCUGAGCUCCGUCUCGCGAUAG
This is a messenger RNA of Paracoccidioides brasiliensis Pb18, 1962 nucleotides long. RefSeq lists its product as uncharacterized. Gene Ontology annotation, molecular function: magnesium ion transmembrane transporter activity. Gene Ontology annotation, biological process: mitochondrial magnesium ion transmembrane transport. Gene Ontology annotation, cellular component: mitochondrial inner membrane. The transcript is spliced from 3 exons. The coding region runs from base 1 to 1962 and encodes 653 amino acids. The record is from RefSeq and is a predicted model, not a curated record.